AGCUUUCAUUACUGUUGGUAGCACUUCUAUAGCGUAGCAUGUUUAAACUGUUUUCCGUUGAACCACAAACGGUUAAACGAAAGAUACGUUUUAAUCUCGUCGGCAGCCUAAAAUAAGUAUAAAAUAAAAUAGCGAUGUUGCAGAAAUACAAAGCACGUAAUGUUGGAAAUACAGAAAAAAAUCGUAUUAUCCGCGCUGAAAGACAUAGAGAGUCGCGUAAAAAUUGCAGAGCAAAGACAUUUAAUGAAAAUCGCAAUAUAUCAAACACUACGAUAAAUAUUCAAGAUGAAAAAGCACAGAUUGAUCCUGCUGUAGAAGACCGUUUACGUAGACUCGAAAAAUGGAAAGCCGAACGUGAAAAACGUAAGAAGGUUGAACAACGUACAAAAAAACGACCGUUUAUAGUUGGAGUUGUUCAUCAUAAAAUAUAUUCGCCAAUUACAACAGCUACACCAGUUAAUACACUUAUCACUACAUCUAAGUCUCUUCCAAAACGAGUAACAAGGGCGACAGAGAAGCGAUUAAUGAAUAAAGCAAAUGAGAAGAAAAAUGCAGAAAAUUCAAGUAAGAAUUUAAAUGUUCCAAAUAAAGAUCAGAAGAAUAAGAAAAAGGAAGUGCAAUCUUUUGCUCCUGAGGGACAUAAAUUUAAAGCUCCACCAGGGUUGCCUAAAAUGCCAUUAUUUGGGAAAGUAGUUGUACAAAGUAUGUCACCUGCCAGACUAAGUCAAGUUUUAAAUUCUCCUUCAAAAAUGACAAGGGCUAGUAUUAAAAACCAUAGUACAGAGUUUAAUGAAGAAAAGGAUCAUUUAUCAAUGGCUGAUACAAAAGAUAGUUCUGUGGAAUCUAUAUCAUUAAAAUUAUCAAUUAGUGAUAAGGAAGCAUCAAAUGAUAAUGAAAUACAUAAUAAUGACAGCAUCACAGCAGCAGCCUCUUCUUUAGACAAUAAUGUGUCUACAUCUAUAUGGUCAAGUUCUCCAUGUGAACCAGCUUUUUUUUCACCUCAUAUAGUUUCUAGUCGUGGAAAAAGCAAUGCCAGAAAAGAACAACAGUUAAGACGAGGUUUUAGUCUUGCUCGUUCCUCAGACAACGAUAUUCCUACGAAAGAUACAGUUAUGAAAAAUUUAAAUAUUUCGAUUGAAGAAGAAGAACGUACUGCACAAUAUUUUCAUUUUCUUUUGAAUAAAGAAAUAAAUAGAUUAAAUGAAUUAUGUGAAAAAUGGGCAGAAAUCAAAACAAAGCCUGACACUACAGAUGAUGGUCAAUAUGAAAUAAAUCAAGCUAUUGGGCAAACAAAUUUGUUAAUAAGCAAAAAAUUUGAAAGAUUUCGAAGAUUAGUUAGCGAUUGUGAAACAGGAAAGGGUGAAAUGUUAGUUACAUGUAAGGAUUUGCAAGGAUUUUGGGAUAUGAUGUACAUAGAAGUGAAAAACUGUGAUGCACGAUUUGAAAAAUUAGAAAAUCUUCGUGCACAUGCUUGGAAAGAGGAGGAAUUGUUUGCUCAGAGACCAGUUGCUAAAAAAAAAAUUGUUAAAAAGAAAGUUGUAUCAAUGAAGCCCAGUUCUCUUAGAGCUUUCUUGGCAAAAAAGAAAAUGAAGUUGAGAAAUAGUGGUGAUGCGAAAGAACUUAAAUCUAGGUCUAUUAAUUCCAGUGAAAAUGAAAUUAUGUCUGUGAGAGAUGAUAAAAGAUUAAGUUUACUGCAAAAGGUACAAUCAUCUGAAACACCAAAGAUAGCAAAGAGUCCAUUAACAAUAAUAAAGGUAAGUCAGAUGUGUAAAACUCCAAAGAUUCAGUUAGAUGAUUCAAUAUCCUACAUUAAUUCUAAUCGAACACCAGGAAAAAGUAUAUUGAAACAACAAAAAAAUUUUAAUGAAAUAGAAUCAACAGUAAAAUCUGCAAAUAAAAUUAAUUUUAAUGAUCAUAUAAUUUUGAAUGAAGUGUCAAUUGACGAAGAAACACAGACAAAGAUGGAAUUAGCUGUAGCAUUAUCAAGGAUAGAUAGCUUUGAUAGUACAGAAAUGAAAAUUAACGCGGAAAAAAAGCUUUAUUUUGAUGACAGUAAUUCCGACGAGGAUGAUUUUGAUGAUGAAGACAAAAUCAAUAAAUCUCUGGGAAGUAGAAAUUCGGCAAACAGGAACAUUCAUAAAAUACCGAUUAUAAACAUAGAAAGAGCUACACCAUUACAAGAAGCAAAUAAAAGAUGUGAUACACCAUUCAGGAAGAUCACCAGACAAAAUGCAGUGGAUGAGGAUGAGUCAGUGUUAGAUGGAACCUUCACGUUAAAUAAAACUAACAAAGAAACUUCAGACGAUAUAGAUUUAAGUACAUUGAGUGACAAAUUAAACAAAUAUUCUAUAAAUGGCAACGAAGAAACAAAUGAACAAACUGACAAUGUAAGAAUAUUGAGAAAUAGAAUUGUUACUUCAACAGAAACACCUACGCCUAGGCGAAGAUCUUCCAGAAGAGUAUCUGUUAAUAUACAAGAAACAGAACAUAAAGAAAAUGAAACUCCUAUGGAUAGGAGAAGAAGAAAAAGUCGUCUUAAAAUAAAUGCUAGUAAUAAUGAAAAGACAAAUAUAGAGUUGUUGUGUUAUAGCUGUAACGACACAUGUUUGGAUAAAAGUAGUGACAAGAGAAGAUCCACAAGAAGUGUAAAAUUUUCUGGCAUAGAAAAAGAGUGUAGUAAUAGGACAAAUAAACCAACCCAACCUUUGACUCCUCACGUUAAAAAAAGUAAACGUAAAAGUAGGAGUAUGUCCAUGGAAACUUCUAGUUUGGGAAUAGAAGAAAAAUCGACCCAACGUAUCAGCAGGAGAUCGCAAAACAAGAAAUUAUAAUAUUCGGUAUUAUGAAAUUUGUGUAACUGGCGUAUAAAGGUACAAUAAGUUUUUAUGAUUUCUAAUUGA
Messenger RNA from Bombus pyrosoma, 2900 nucleotides. RefSeq names its product disks large-associated protein 5-like. The record is from RefSeq and is a predicted model, not a curated record. Gene Ontology annotation, biological process: centrosome localization; kinetochore assembly; regulation of mitotic cell cycle. Gene Ontology annotation, cellular component: spindle pole centrosome; cytoplasm; nucleus. Gene Ontology annotation, molecular function: microtubule binding. The coding region runs from base 135 to 2831 and encodes 898 amino acids. The transcript has 4 exons. NCBI's taxonomy places the organism in Eukaryota, Metazoa, Arthropoda, Insecta, Hymenoptera, Apidae.